AUGUCGGAUAUCGAGGAUGACAUGGAUAUUGACGCCCCGCCCGCAAAGCACUCCCUAUCCUUUGGCUCGGAAGACGUGAAGGGCAAAAGAAUACAGGCGGAUCUGCCAGUGGAAGCGGAAGACAACUUGCCAUGGGUCGAGAAGUACCGUCCCAACACGCUCGAUGAGGUGUCGGGCCACCAAGAUAUCCUUGCGACUAUCAACCGAUUCAUCGAGUCAAAACGAUUACCGCAUCUCUUACUCUACGGCCCCCCAGGAACGGGGAAAACAUCCACAAUUUUGGCGUUGGCGCGACGAAUAUACGGCAAUAAAAACAUGCGACAGAUGGUUUUGGAGCUUAAUGCUAGUGAUGACAGAGGCAUCGACGUGGUCCGGGAGCAGAUCAAGACCUUUGCCAGCACAAAGCAGAUAUUCUCGAUGGUGGCCGGCGGACAGUCGAAUACCGGACUUGGAGCUUUCAAAUUAAUCAUCCUCGACGAGGCGGAUGCCAUGACUUCCACGGCGCAAAUGGCGCUUCGGCGAAUUAUGGAAAAAUAUACAGCCAAUACGCGAUUCUGCAUUAUCGCCAACUACUCGCAUAAACUCUCUCCAGCAUUGCUUUCUCGGUGUACGAGAUUUAGGUUUAGUCCCCUGAAGGAGCAGGACAUUCGGGUUUUGGUGGACCAGGUCAUUGAGAAGGAGGAGGUGCGGAUACACCCCGACGCGAUAGAUAGCUUGGUGAAGCUAAGUAAGGGGGAUAUGAGACGGGCGUUGAACGUCCUCCAAGCAUGUCACGCCAGCAGCAUACCCUUACCGAUGCGAGAUGGCUCCAAAGACAAACAACCAGCUGCCGAGCCCGAGCUGAUCACCGACGACACCAUUUACACGUGCAUUGCGGCGCCGCGGCCCGCUGAUAUCAGGGAGAUCAUGGAAACGCUGCUCUCGACGUCGGACGUGACGUCGUGCCUGAACACCAUCCAGACGAUGAAAUCCGGCAAGGGGCUGGCGCUGGCGGACAUCCUGACGGCGCUGGCGUCGGAGCUGCAGCAGAUCGAAGUCCCGGCGCAAACGCGCAUUGCGUGGAUGGAAGGCCUGGCGGACGUCGAGUGGCGGCUCGCGGCGGGCGGGUCGGAGAUGCUGCAGACGGGCGGGCUGGUGGGCGUGGUCCGCGGCGGCUGCGAGCUGGUCGGCGGCGAUGCGGAUAUGCACAUGCGGAGUUGA
This is a messenger RNA of Ophidiomyces ophidiicola, 1200 nucleotides long. RefSeq names its product Subunit of heteropentameric Replication factor C (RF-C) (gene RFC3). Lineage: Eukaryota; Fungi; Ascomycota; Eurotiomycetes; Onygenales; Onygenaceae. The transcript is spliced from 5 exons. The record is from RefSeq and is a predicted model, not a curated record. Gene Ontology annotation, biological process: DNA-templated DNA replication; DNA repair. Gene Ontology annotation, cellular component: Ctf18 RFC-like complex; Elg1 RFC-like complex; nucleus. Bases 1 to 1200 code for a protein of 399 amino acids. Gene Ontology annotation, molecular function: ATP binding; DNA clamp loader activity; DNA binding.